Ficedula albicollis (Collared flycatcher) is the source of this 2451-nucleotide messenger RNA. RefSeq names its product transmembrane protein 164 (gene TMEM164). The transcript has 6 exons. The coding region runs from base 107 to 976 and encodes 289 amino acids. The record is from RefSeq and is a predicted model, not a curated record. NCBI's taxonomy places the organism in Eukaryota, Metazoa, Chordata, Aves, Passeriformes, Muscicapidae.
AAGGACUGCAGUGGGAGCGUCUUGGCGUUUCGUGCUUCGUCAGCCCAGCAGUAUUUUGAUUCCGUCUUGCUCCUACCUGUUCCUGGAGAAGAGGUACUGUCCCGCCAUGUCUCGCUACAGCCUCCAUAACCUCCUGGACUGGAUGUAUGGCGGGGGGGACCCCAGCUUUGCCGGCAAUGGAGGGCCGGAAUGCGCCGCCUUUCUCUCCGGCCGGCAGCGCUUGCUGGAGAGUGUGGUCUUCCUCAGUGUGGGCACCGUGGAGAUCCUCGUGUCCCUGUGGAAGCUCAGGCAGCAGCAUGUCCGGGAGCUGGAGAAUCUGCUGCAGCAGCCUCAGACUAAGCAGGAGAGCCUGGGCAAGAAUGUGUUGCUGGUGCUGCUCUGCCUCAUCUUUGGGCUGGAGGUGGGGUUCAAGUUUGCCACCAGGACUGUAAUUUACCUCUUGAAUCCCUGCCACUUGGUGACCAUGAUGCAGAUUUUUCUUCUUGCCUGUCCCCCAUGUCAGACUGCAAUGAUUCUCUUCAGGUUGCAGAUGCAUAUGCUGAAUGGGGCCCUCUUAGCAUUGCUGUUUCCUGUUGUUAAUACACGCCUGCUUCCAUUUGAAACAGAGAUUUAUUACAUCCAGCAUGUGAUGCUCUAUGUUGUGCCCAUCUAUCUACUGCAGAAAGGAGGUGUCUACACCCCUGAACCACUCUGCAAUUUCUGGUGGGCUGUUUUAUCCACAGGGUUUAUGUUUGUGUAUCAUUUUAGCAUCUUGCAGAUCCUGGGAUUGGUUACAGAAGUGAAUUUAAACAACAUGUUGUGCCCAGCUAUCUCAGAUCCUUUUUAUGGGCCCUGGUACCGAAUCUGGGCAUCUGGACAUCAGACUGUCAUGACCAUGACUCAUGGGAAGCUCAUAAUCCUGCUGUUUCAGAGUGCUGUUCCCACCUUUAAAUGGAGCAUGGACUUGCUUAGACUCCCAGCUAAGAAAAUAGACUGAAAUUUCUCCCCACAGAGUAGAGUUAAUACAAGAAGCAGAGAUUCUCUGGAAAACAGAGGGGGGAGGGGAGGACAAUGGCUUUAUACUUCUUCCCACAGUUUUUUGCCUCAAAAACAACUCUGCAAUGAAGUGAGGUUUUUUUAACCUGCUGUUUCUCACUGCCUGUUGCCAAUGGCAAAAUUUGUGGCCUUAUUCUGGGGAAGGUUUGUGUUUUAUAUAUUUUGUAUAGAUUACAGUAGAAUCUUGCUAAGCCACUAUUUAAAAUUAGGCCAGGACCUGUGCAGAUUCCAGCUAAGAGAGUGGCAGUGCUACCUCAUUUUGACUCAUUUUGCAUUAAAGAAUAUUACACUUCUAGGAUAGGAAAUAAUGCUGAAUUAUUUAUUAGCACUCCACUGAUGUGAAUCAACAUGCUGAACUGCAUCAUUGUGGCUUAACUCUUAAAGCUUGAAUGUUCCAAAAUGGUCACAGGAAACUGUGCAUACUUAAUCUUCCAGUCAGAAGUGCAAAACGGUGAGGUUCUACUGUAUUUUCUUUAAACUGGUUGAAAAUGUUGGGGAACAAUAACUCAUUAAAAAAAAAAUUAAUCAACUACUUAAUUUCUAAGCUGCAGCACCUAUCUAGUGAAGUCCCAUCAUUAUGUUUCAGAGAUGCUUUUAUUUUGGUGAGGGGAAAAAAAGAAUGUUGAAAUAAUUUCAAAAGACCAUGUUAUGUAUAGGCCAUAAUAAGCUACUGCAUCCACUGUUCUGUCCUGACUUUGAACAAAACGGUUUUUUUCACUUACCUUGGACUGGAGAAGGAGUGGAGAUACAAAGUCCAAUGUAAAUAUCAAAGCCUUUUUAUACUUAGUGGGUUUUGAAACAUUCCUGUUCUGUCUAUACUGACUCUUACUCUCCAGACUGGUUGGUGAAGAACCCAAAUGAAAUUAUUCCCCCCGCACCCCACCCCUACAGUUCUGCUAUAUCAUGUGUACUGAUUUUAAAAUACAGGUAUAAAAAGGAGUGUCAAAUCAGUGUAGGCCUCUACUGCAAAGAACACGUUCCAGUUUAGUAGUAUCACCCAUCAACCUGUCUUUUGGAGAACCAGGAUGUAGAUGGGCAGAAUGAUCAACUGCUUGUACCUGCUCAAAUUUUGCAGAAGGAGAAACCAUUGGGCAGAAAGAUGGGAAAUCCUGAUUGUGUUCUUCCAGAAUUGUGAGUCCAUUAUGCAGACUGUUGUUGUUUCAGGGCUGCAGGUUUUUGUUACACAUAAGUUUGUGGGAAUUUAUAGAUUCAUUGUGUUGUCAAAGCUGUGACUUGUAAGAUAAACCAAGGCCAUCAUACCUCCUCCAGCUAGAUCACCUGAAGGUAUGUGCUGAAGGUACAGAUGCAUACACCUCAGGAAGCAAAAGUAAAUUGACUUUUUUUUUCCUUAAAAAAGAAAAAAAAUUCUUUGGUGAGGGAACAAACUAUUCAAGUAUUUCUACUCCAUAUGAUUAA